UUACUUUCAAGAAUUCUUCAAGAAAAUGAAACACAGCCGUGCAACCUUUGACGCCACCUUACCACGCCACCAUUAUGAUCAUCACCAGGUAAUUAAUGAGGUCUCUUCCCAUAAUGACCCUUGUAUCUCAUGUUUGUUAGAAGGAAUCCCUUGCUUGAAUUUUGGAAUCUCCAAGGAUUGCACCCUCAAGCUUCUUUCCCCUCACCUCAACAACACACCCUCCAAACACACACAUUCCCAACCCUCUAAAACCACCACCACCACCACCACCACACCACAAAAAUGAAGAAACAACAACUCCCCCAAAAUGAACAAGACACAACCCAAUACACCAAACUCCACCCCUCCCACAGCCUCCUCCACAACAUGGUCAUCUACUUCCUCUUCUUCGGGUCCGGCCUCGUCGUCGGCCUCACCCUCACCCUCUACCUCCCCCCAAGCCUCCAAUUCUCCCAAUUCUCCUCCUCCAUCCAAGAAACCUCCUCCACCCCAACCCCACCACCCCCGCCUCCGUCUCCGCCUCUGCACCACCCUCCCCCGCGCAUGCAGCCGCGGGCGGGGCUGAGGGACUUCCUCAGGGUCGAGGACAACGCGACGCACGACAUGACGGACGCGGAGCUCCUGUGGCGGGCGUCGAUGAAGCCGAAGAUCGAGGAUUUUCCGUUCAGGCGGACGGCGAAGGUGGCGUUCAUGUUCCUGGCGAAGGGGGACCUGCCGCUGGCGCCGCUGUGGGAGCUCUUCUUUAGAGGGCACCAAGGCUUGUAUUCCAUCUACGUCCAUUGUCAGCCUUCUUACAAAGGGACUUUUCCAAAGGGUUCGGUUUUUCAUGGCAGAAGAAUUGCUAGCAAGGAGGUAGAAUGGGGCAAGAUCAGCAUGGUCGCAGCUGAACGCCGGCUGCUGGCGAACGCGUUGCUAGAUGUGUCGAACCAACGUUUCGUCCUCCUCUCCGAGGCAUGCAUCCCUCUCUUCAACUUCCCAACGAUCUACAGCUACUUGAUGAAAUCCCGAACCUCAUUCGUAGAGUCAUACGACAAGGAGGGCCCCGUGGGGCGUGGGCGCUAUGACCGCCACAUGAUGCCCUUGGUGACCAUUGAAGAGUGGCGGAAGGGGGCCCAGUGGUUCGAGAUGGACCGGGAGCUGGCCCUCGAGGUCAUCUCGGACCACGUCUACUUCACCCUUUUCAAGAACUACUGCAAACCCGCUUGCUACUCGGACGAGCAUUACCUGCCCACUAUGAUCACCAAACACUUCCCUUUCAAGAACGCUAACCGGACUUUGACUUGGGUUGACUGGUCCCGGGGCGGGCCCCACCCGCUGAAAUUCAUCCGCCUCGACGUCACCCCGGACAUGCUGAACCGGAUGAGGGGCGGCACGGAGUGCAUCUACAAUGGGAGGCCCACCAAAGUUUGCUACUUGUUUGCUAGGAAGUUCACGGUCAACGCGUUGGACCGGUUGUUAAGGUUUGCACCAAAGUUGAUGAAAUUUUGAUUUAUGAUUUAAUUAAUUAAUUAAUUAUAUAAUUAAUUAAUACACACGCACAAAAGCACAACUAUAGCAUACACCAAAUUAAUUUAGUUAUUCUUUCAAAUUUCUUCAUGGUCAAGUGAUCAUGUGUAUGCACCUCUUGGCUUAUUAUACAACUUAAUUAGGGAGUUUGUUUUCAUGUGUCUGAAUUUUGUGCUCAAAUUCUGUCCAUAAAGGUAGAGAUGCGACAGUAGGGAAACCUCGUUCCCUAACAAAUGGAUGUGUGUAUAUUGUAAUUGUUGAUUGAUUGAA
Molecule: messenger RNA, 1776 nt
Organism: Salvia splendens (bonfire salvia)
Lineage: Eukaryota; Viridiplantae; Streptophyta; Magnoliopsida; Lamiales; Lamiaceae
Product: glycosyltransferase BC10
Exons: 3
Coding region: 283-1488 (401 amino acids)
Cellular component (GO): membrane
Molecular function (GO): glycosyltransferase activity
Source: RefSeq, a predicted model, not a curated record